AUGACAGAAGAAAAUAAAGAUUUGAUACAGGGUAAGGACUUACUUAUGGCUUCCUAUGAUGUGGACUAUGAAAAGAAUGCUAAAUGUUCCAACUACUGGAGAAACAGAGUGAUGAUGGUGGCAAAGAAAUUCCUGGAUAUUGGGAAGAAACUCAACUUUGCUGUGGCUAGCUGCAAAAGCUUUAGUCAUGAACUUUCUGAUUUUGGCUUGGAAAGUGCUACUGGAGAGACUGCUGUUGUUGCUAUCAGAACUACAAAAGCAGAGAAGUUUGUCAUGCAGGAGGAAUUGUCGCGUGAUGGCAAGGCUCUUGAGAUAUUCCUGCAGGAUUACUUUGAUGGUAACCUGAAGAGAUACCUGAAGUCUGAGCCUAUCCCAGAGAGCACUGAUAGGCCCGUAAAGGUAGUGGUAGCAAAGAAUGUUGAUGAACUAGUGAGUGAUGAAACUAAAGAUAUGCUGAUUGAAUUUUAUGCUCCUUGGUGUGGUCACUGUAAGAAUCUGGAGCCUAAGUAUAAAGAACUGGGAGAGGGCUUCCCUGAGAAGCUCAGAAAAGACCUAGAUAUUAUCAUAGCCAAGAUGGAUGCCACAGCGCCUUCUCCAUAUGAAGUUAGAGGUUUUCCUACCAUCUGCUUCUCUCCAGCCAACAAGAAGCUAAAUCCAAAGAAAUACGAAGGUGGCCAUGAAUUAAAUGAUUUUAUUAGCUAUCUAAAGUGA
Molecule: messenger RNA, 711 nt
Organism: Mesoplodon densirostris (Blainville's beaked whale)
Lineage: Eukaryota; Metazoa; Chordata; Mammalia; Artiodactyla; Ziphiidae
Product: protein disulfide-isomerase A3-like
Exons: 2
Coding region: 1-711 (236 amino acids)
Biological process (GO): response to endoplasmic reticulum stress; protein folding
Cellular component (GO): cell surface; endoplasmic reticulum
Molecular function (GO): protein disulfide isomerase activity
Source: RefSeq, a predicted model, not a curated record